GAGGCACCAAGAGCCGGCAUUUAUAAUCAGGUUUCAAUGAUCGAAACCCACAGGGCGCGCUGCUGAUCAUGGUCCAAGGGCCGUCCUUCGAGGCCAUUGCUACGCUCGGCGAUCUCUCCGUCCCCAUCCAAGAGCGCGUGCGAGUCGCUAGGCACCUGAAGAAUCUCAUCAUCGGCCAUGACCAGCGUAAGGCGCUGGCCGUGCGGCAUGGGAUUGUGCAGCAUCUGGCAGACAUCAUCGCUUCGGGAUCCAAGGGCAAGCGGCGCCUCGAGCUGAACGGUGUCUCCCUCAGUGCUCAUGCCGACCACGCCACUGCCGAAGAAGCCCUCAGACUGCAAGCCAUCCUUAUCAUCGGUAGCCUGGCAUCAGGAGGUCAGGCUCAGCCUCUGUGUGCUGCAGAUAUUCCAAAACUCCUGGUCGAGACGUUACCCGGAGAACAUGCCUCUCGUCUGUCAAUCGCAACGCUGCAGGCAUUGCAGGCUCUUGCCUCAUUCUGGUCGACCACAGACGAAAAUCUAGACUAUGACUUCUGGUCAGCGUUGUUCAAUGAUGAUAGCCUGAACGUGUUCAAGUCCAUCUUGACGCAGAACGUUAAAGGCUCGGCCGCCCAGCAACAGAUUACGUUGGUCGCCGAGCUCAUAGCUGCGUUGCCUGAAGAAGGCUGCUCCGGAUCCAAGGCCCUGCUUACCAGCUGCGGGCUUUUGGACACUCUCGCGGCGCUGCUUGUUUCACACGCUGUCCAAAACAAGAUCGUCUGGUACCGCGGAGACCGCUCUCGCCUUCCAUAUGCACCACCAGGAGAAUGGCUGCCCAGUGUACUUGCAGCUGUAGCGGCAAUUAUUCAUGGCUCCAGCUACCGAGCGCAUCGAUUCAUACUGGCGUCCACCAUCCGAGACCUCUUUUCACAAGCUGAGACCGAUAGCACAGAGCAGCGAACCAUGCUGGGUCCUAGGCAUGGUUUCGUGAGCUUCUAUGAGAGCAAGCUACCUCCUCUGCACGUCCCUGCUUCCAAGAGUGUAUCGCAUGGUUCAGCUUCUGGUGCAUUUCCAGCUUUGAGGGCGUUGCAAAACUCGAAACACGGCAACGGCAACACGGAAGCCUCGGUUCUGGUCAGCGACAUAGAUCACUCGAAUGCAGUCUGUGGGUGGCUCCUGGUGCUCACUCGUUCUCUGCGCGGCUACAACCGUCUUCGUGCUUUGAGACUUCUCGCGCUGGUAUCUAAUGCUAUCGAGGCGGAACCGGCUGGCAUGUCGACGAAGGCAGAAUAUGCUCAGAAAACUCGCGAGCGGCAACGACAGCUUUCCCUACUGGCGGUGCCGUUGGCUGUCCAACUUGUACAGGUAGCCAACGACACUAAGCCCAAGGAUAAGAUCAACGAGCAACAGGAGCUCAAGUUGGUCAAGGAACAAGCAUGCAGUGUCCUUUCAUUGCUGAUUCGUGGUGUCAAAGAUCUGCAGAUCGCAGCCGUCGAAGCAGGUGCUAUCAAGCAUGUCUGCCCUAUCCUGAAGAAGAGCUUCGACAACGUUGUUCCUGCGAAACCAAUGUGGUCUGCACGACCCGGCAUGCAAUUGGACGCGGACACACCAACAUCGUGCCAACCUGGAUCGUUGACCUUCCCGCCCGAAGUUGGACACGCUAUGCGCUGUCGCGAAAGCACUUUGAAGGCGUUGGAAGCCAUCGCUGCCAAAGAAGACCUGCACCGCAAGGCCAUCAUCGACUUUGGGGUCGUAAGCUGCAUCAUUGACUCGCUCAAGCCAUUGCCAGAGAACAUCCCAGUCGAAGCUCAUGGCAGGGCUCAAGUUACUCCCAAGGAUGGCAACACGACUCGAGUUAUCCUUGCCGCGUGUCGUGCAGCUCAAUCUAUGUCCAGGAGUGUCAGCGUUCUUAGGACGAGCCUGAUCGACGGCGGUAUCGCGAAGCCGCUUAUUUCUCUGCUGAAUCACGAGUCGCUUGAUGUCCAAAUUGCUGCCACCGAUGUAUGCUGCAACUUACUACCUGACUUCAGUCCAAUGCGAGAAGACCUAUCAGAGGGCAAUGUCGUGCGUACAUUGGCGGAGCAUGCUCGAAGCAACUCCCCAGAGUUGCGACUUUCCAGUCUGUGGGCACUGAAGCACCUGGUCUACAACUGUCCUAAAGAGGUCAAACUUGCUGCGCUCGAGGAGCUUGGUACCGGAUGGCUGGUAGGCAUCAUCCAGGGCGAACAGCGAGAGACCAUAGGCGGCGGCGUCAGCGUUGGUCUUAGUACUCCCAAUGCUGCUGGAGAGCAGGUGGAUCUGCUCAAUCCGUCUUCGAUGGAGUUGGAUGAACCUACAAACGAGGAUGAUGAAGCCAUGGACGAGGAUGACGAAGACGGAGAAAUGCUCUUCGAUGAGGCGUCUAGUACACACUAUCAAGCUUCGCAGAUGCGGUCUACACUCAACCCCCCGGCCCCUGCUUUCAAUCCUAAACGAUUUCUUUCGAGCAUACGAGAGAUGGAGCAAAGUGGAGAGUACGCGUCGCGAAGAGACGAAGCCAAAAUCCAACAACAGGCUCUCGACUUCAUUCGCAAUUUCAUCAACGGCGAAGACUGCAUGGCACUUUCCGAUCAUCUGAUGAAUGCGAUCGGCAGCGCCAAGGUUUACGAACUGCUCACAGCAAAACUCUCUCCUGUCACUCGCUCAGGUGGACGGCAGGUGUACAACACCACGGAGCUCGUCCUCAGCACUAUCCACGUACUCAUUCAUCUAGCCAAUGCAUCGGCCAAACAUCGAAAAUUGAUCAUUGCGCAAAAGCCGCUGUUGCAGGCCAUGUUGCCUCAUUUCAAUCACGUUGAUCAUCGCGUCCGUGUCAUGAGCGUCUGGGCAGUGAACUCGCUCACUUAUAUCGAAGACGGGGAUGACAGACGCGACGCUCGUCAAAGGUCUCAGGAAUUGAAGGCCGUGGGCAUCGAGCAGGCUGUGAGAGCACUGCAAGGUGAUCACAACCUCGAUGUGCGCGAGCGCGUAAAGACUGCUAUCAGACAGUUUGAGACGCUAUAGAGAAGCUUAACAGUGUAACAUUAGACUCGAACAACUUUUCCGCCC
This is a messenger RNA of Cercospora beticola, 3062 nucleotides long. RefSeq lists its product as uncharacterized. The record is from RefSeq and is a predicted model, not a curated record. NCBI's taxonomy places the organism in Eukaryota, Fungi, Ascomycota, Dothideomycetes, Mycosphaerellales, Mycosphaerellaceae. Gene Ontology annotation, cellular component: GID complex. Gene Ontology annotation, molecular function: protein binding. Gene Ontology annotation, biological process: proteasome-mediated ubiquitin-dependent protein catabolic process.